AUGGCCAACGUGCCCCUCCCGCUCUCCACCGUGCUCACCAAGUCAAACUCCUUCCUCCUCUCCUCGCCCCACUCCUCCUCCUCCUCCUCCGAGCUCCCACACUCGUCCCGCGACGCGGCCAGCUCGCCCCCGGACGCCGCCUCUCCCCUGACCUCCUCGUCCUCGGGCAACGCCACGCUGCGCAGACGCGGCACCACCGUCAUGGUGGUGCGAUCCACCGAGGAGGAGAACAAGGUGCUGCGGGAGCAUAUCGAGCAGCUGCAGAUCCUGCUGCAGGAAAAGCACAACGAGGUGCAACACUUCAAGACACAGCUGCAGGCCGCCAAGCACGAGAUAGCCGUGCUCAAGGGGCAGCUUGCUUCUGGUGUACCUGCGCGGUUGGAAUCCAUGGCGCCCCGCGGCCUGGGCGGCGGAGGACCGCGGAGUAGCAAGAGCACUGCGACGGGCGAAGGCUCCCUCGUGGAGAUCGGGAGCCAUCUGUACGACGACUCGCUGGAGGACCCCAACAAUGCCGAAGCAGCCGCCAUGGGCGAGGGCAGUCAGCGGGCCAAGGGAGGUGCAGCUGGCCACCACCAGGGCGAGGAGGAAGAUGAACGCACCACCACCACCAGCAGCGACGACGUGAAGGACGAGGAGGGCGGCCAGCAGAAGCGCGACGCGGACAGGCGGAAGGAGCGGAAGAAGAGCAUGCUGAUGGCCAUGUCUCGCGUGGACCACAGCCGAUUCGGGAUGGAGGUCGGGGGCAGGUCGAGCCUCAGGGCCAAGUCCAAGGAGCGGGGCGACGUUCUCAGCAUGUUUAAGCGCGACGACGCCAGCGGCGACGGCGAAGACUCCAACCGUGGCCCCGCCCACAACAACUCCCAGCAAUCUGCCGCCAUAUCCGAGUCGCCAAGUCCUCUCUUCGCACCGGCAGACAGUGGCUUCGUUGUCGAAGAAGAACAUGAAUGCGAGUUUUGUAUCCUCCUCCUUCUCCUGCUCGUCGUCUGGGUCCUCCAUCGUGGCAUUCAGAUCACGACCACCUUCUUCGCCGCAGAAGGCACCAACUGGUACCACGAGCACUUCUACGGGCAGCCCCAUCGCAAUUUUCUGGGCAUCGAAACCCCAUUGGGCACGGUGCUGGUCUCUUGCAAGCGAGAGGGGAAAGCGGGGGAGGAGCGGAACAGCCAGACGUCUGGCGAUGCUCUUCAAACGUCGUCUGGCACAUACGCGGCCACGGACGGCGACCAGAAGGUGUCCAUGCCGGCCGUGUCGAUCGACACCGCUGGUGGAAGAGACCCCAUUGAGAAGCUCCUCAACACCGUGAAUCCCCUCCUAUUCUCGGCCGGCAUCGUCAAGGUAUAA
Acanthamoeba castellanii str. Neff is the source of this 1341-nucleotide messenger RNA. RefSeq lists its product as uncharacterized. The transcript is spliced from 8 exons. NCBI's taxonomy places the organism in Eukaryota, Discosea, Longamoebia, Acanthamoebidae. The record is from RefSeq and is a predicted model, not a curated record. Bases 1 to 1341 code for a protein of 446 amino acids.